Molecule: messenger RNA, 762 nt
Organism: Pleurotus ostreatus (oyster mushroom)
Lineage: Eukaryota; Fungi; Basidiomycota; Agaricomycetes; Agaricales; Pleurotaceae
Gene: RRP46
Product: exosome non-catalytic core subunit rrp46
Exons: 2
Coding region: 1-762 (253 amino acids)
Biological process (GO): U4 snRNA 3'-end processing; nuclear mRNA surveillance; rRNA catabolic process
Cellular component (GO): nucleolus; nuclear exosome (RNase complex); cytoplasmic exosome (RNase complex)
Source: RefSeq, a predicted model, not a curated record
AUGAUUCGACGCGAUGGACGGCAUUUGGAUGAAGCGCGACCUCUGAAAAUAUCGCUCGAUGGCCUUGCUCGAGUAGAUGCGUCGGCUCGAUUCUCAUUUGGAACAUCGACGGCUGCGCUGGCUUCAGUCUCGGGACCUAUUGAAGUUCGUUUGGCUUCUGAAAACCCGUCGCAAGCAACAUUCGAUGUCUCAAUUCGCCCACUAUCAUCCAUUCCAGGCAUCGAGUCGAAAUCGCUCGCAUCCAUGAUCAGAGCAGCACUGCUACCUUCUUUGAUUCUUACGACAAACCCACGGACACUUAUACAGCUCGUUAUCCAGGCCCUGACGCCGUCGUAUGAUGCUCAUUCGAAGUGGGACAACGGUCUUGUCACAGCCAUGAUCAACGCGAGCACGAUGGCACUUUUGAACGCCGGGUCGAUUCCUAUGAGGGGGGUGGUGUGCGCAGUUGCCGUCGCACGCGUUGACAAUACGUUCUUCGUGGACCCGUCACCGGAGGAAUCGGCGAAGGUAGCUGGAAGCGGCAGCGGGUGUUUCGCGUUCAUGUUCGGGCAUGGCGUAGGCCGGACGCCCAACGAAGCAGGUUUCACUUGCGUGUGGUCGAAUUGGCGAGGGAGUAGUGGAGAUGAAGACGAUGUGAUUACCGCGAGGGAUCUGGCGAAGGGGAGUGCGAGGAGGGUGUGGGAAGCGAUGAAGUCGAGUGUUGGAGAAGAGUUCAAGACAAACCCUGACGAGCCGGGUGAUAAGGAAAUGGGGGCAUCCUGA